This is a messenger RNA of Solanum dulcamara, 645 nucleotides long. RefSeq names its product TPD1 protein homolog 1-like. Gene Ontology annotation, biological process: cell fate determination. The transcript is spliced from 3 exons. The record is from RefSeq and is a predicted model, not a curated record. Lineage: Eukaryota; Viridiplantae; Streptophyta; Magnoliopsida; Solanales; Solanaceae. Bases 1 to 645 code for a protein of 214 amino acids.
AUGACAAUUAAGAGCCUUUUCAUGUUUCACGUUGUUUUGUUGCUUGUCUCAUUCUCUGUUAUACAUAUUAAUCAUGCUUUGGAACAAGUUCAUGAAGAAAGUGGUACUAUUCAAGAAAGAGCCCUUAUUCCCAGGCUAAAUUGCGCUGUCACUCCUUCUAGGAAGUUACUACUUCUGCCUGAUAUUGGCGAUGGUGAUGGUAUUGGCAAUUUUGGUGAUGUUGGUGGUGGUGUUGGUAAUGGUAGCGAUAUUGGUAGUGUUGGUGAUGGUAAUGGGGGCGAUUAUGAUACUGGUGGUGAUAGUAAUGGCGAUGGUUCAGAGAACAGAAUAGGACCUGGAUCAUGUUCAAAAAACAAUAUUCAAGUGAACCAAGGUCCAUCAACUCCACUUCCGAGUGGCAUUCCAACAUACACUGUCAUAAUUGCGAACGCGUGUUUCUCAGGAAGUUGUAGUAUUUCCGAUAUUCACUUGAGCUGUGGUUGGUUCAGUUCAGCAAGGCUUAUAAAUCCCAAGGUUUUCAGGAGACUUGACUAUAACGACUGCCUUGUCAACGAUGGAGAGCCUCUCACUGCUGGACAGUCUCUCACUUUCAUAUAUGCUAAUACUUUUCCAUAUAAGCUCUCCGUUUCUUCCAUUGUCUGCUAA